This is a messenger RNA of Porites lobata, 5555 nucleotides long. The record is from the annotation of a GenBank genome assembly. NCBI's taxonomy places the organism in Eukaryota, Metazoa, Cnidaria, Anthozoa, Scleractinia, Poritidae.
AUGAAAGUCAGGUCCUCCAGGUUGAAUGUAGCAUGGAAUGCUCUCUGCACUGGUGAACAAGAGCAAAGUCACUCAGCAGGUACUGAUAUAGUUCAUGGUAGAUGGUAUUUAUUAUAGAAUUGCAUAAUUGAGUAAAAUCACGCAUUCUGAUUGGUUAACGAAGAGAGGUAUUCAGUGUGGAAUUGCGAGUUGAAAACGAGGCUAAGGGAUGUUUUUUAGCAUCUACGUAACAACUAUCGUCAAAUUGUAACACAACAACUGCAAAAAGGUUUUCUACAAUGUCAUUUUUAAAAUGUUUUCAAAAUCAUUGUCACCUUUUGUAUAUCCUUUCUUAACAUACUGAAAUGUCGCCUGGUCCUCCACCUACUGUUCCAACCUAAACUGUAUUUACCUUUUGCAAAAGCGUCUAGUGCGGCUCAUAACAAAAGCUCACUAUCUAGCAAAUACCGCCCCUUUGUUUAGCCAGUUUUUAGUAAACACAGUACAAAAACAAGGAAACAUAAUGCAAAAAUAAGGAAAUAAAGUGCGAAUUUCUCAGAGAAUGAAAACCUGUGAUUGGCUAAUAAAUAAUCAGUGUUCUCCAGAAGUGCGGGCAACUGGCAGUUUCACUGGGAACUCUUUUUUCAAAGUGCCAGCUACUCUUAUGAGUCAAAACAUAAAAAAACUGUCUGUAACUUUUAUCUUCAAUUUUUCGUAAGUUCCAUUUUUUUUCCAUGAAGGGAAAACGGCACCGAAGCAAAUCGUGUUAAUUCAUUUCUUAGAAUACUAGAACAUGCAAUUUCAUCGGAAAAUAACAAACAAACAAAAAAAGCCACAAGAGCUUGUUUGAAAGUUUAUCGAAAAACACAUGAAAAUACAUGGAACUAAAGUGCCUUGAACAGCUACAAAAGAAGACAGGUGUUGUUUAUUCAUGGUUGUGAAGCCACUCGCUGAGGCACUUGCCGAUAGAUAGCUGCGGCUUGUUUAUCCGACAUGAAGAAUAUAAAUCACAAGCAACUAGAAUACACGCUAUGCAGCCAUUCACUACAGCAAUCGAGGCGUCAGUAAAGCUUCUUUUCUUGUUCAGCAAAACCAGCUUGUGGCUUCAAACAACGUCAUAACAAGCGACCAAGGUAAUAGUUUUUCUCCAUUGUUCUUACUUUUGUAACUGCUCCAAAAAUCCAAAUUCACAGUAAUUUUGAUGGCUGUUAAAAUUAUUUUUUUCUUCACGUUUUUUUAGCUGUCCCGCUGUGUAAAAUCCUAGAAUCUCGAUGAGUUUUUAAAAGUGUUCAUCUUUACAAUGUUUUGAUUUUUCAUUCAUCCAGUCCAGGCGAAGUCGGUUCAUGCGUUGACACUUCUGAUAGACAUGUGACAUGUGAAUAGCGGAACUCCCUUGUCUUUUCUGGUUUGUUCUAACAAGAUUCAAAGGGAUUUUGUGGGCGUUUUAAAUAAAAUAAUUAUUCCACUUGCGCUUGUUGGAUGAGAUGAUUAUUGCCAACUCGGCGCUAUGCGUCUCGUUGGCUAUUUUUUCCAUCUCAUAUCCAACGUGCCCUCGUGGAAUAAUUGUUAAUUAUAAAAUAACUAAGAUAGUAUCGUGCGCUCUGAUUGGUUAAAACCAAUAGUUUAUUGUGCCGGUAAAAUCAUAGAAAACUGAAACAUACUUUAAAGUUAUUUUAUAAAAGUAAAAGACCACAUUUUCUAAAGGUUUGCUGGUGUGAUAACCCACUUGGGAUGUUGGGAGAAGACUGGAAAAGCUUGUAAACCACCAGCUUAACUUCUCAGAUCUCUGGGUCUCAUGCCCCCAAACCCCCUUAGAUACGGUAUUCUCGCUUUACCAGCACUUGGUAUCAGGCACCAGUUACUUUACAUUGGGAGCUGGCUACUUUAAAACUUCUGGAGAACACUGAACAAUAGAAAUAUAUAAGAACCAAUGAGCCUCAGGUGUCACAAUCUGCUUGCUUAUCUUCUUAGCCAUGGAAGAACAUGAAAGUCAGGUCCUCCAGGUUGAAUGUAGCAGAAAAUGCUCUCUGCUUGGUGAACAAGAGCAAAGUCAAUCAGCAGGUACUGAUAUAGUUCAUGGUAGAUGGUAUUUAUUAUAAAACUUAAUAAUAUACAUGGAAAAAUUUCUUGAAUGAGAUUGGCUUAGAGCAGUGCAGUUUUUAGUAAACACAGUAAAAAAAGCAAGGAAACAUAAUGCAAAAAUAAGGAAAUAAAGUGCAAAUUUCUCAGAGAAUGAAAACCUGUGAACAAUCAGUGUUCUACAGAAGCGCAGGCGACUGGUGGUUUCGCUGGCUACUCUUAUGACUCAAAACAGUAAAAAAACUGUCUGUACCUUUUAUCUUGAAUUUUCAGAAGGUCCUAAAAGAAACAAAAACAAUAGCUUGUCGUAUACAAAAAAGCUCUUUGGUGUAUGACAAUUUGCCUUUUUGCUAAUGGUAUUAUCGAUAUAUUUACUGAAUGAUUUUUGAUGAGACAUUGCCAGAUAAUAUUUUUUAAUUAUAAAAUAACUAAGAUAGUACAUGCAUUCUGAUUGGUUAAAAAGCAAUAGUUUAUUGUGCUGGUAAUCUCAUAGUAAACUGAAACAUGCUUUAAAGUUAUUUUAUAAAAGUAAAAGACCACAUUUUCUAUGGAUUUACCAGCAUGAUAACUCACUUGGUUCUUGGGAGAACUCUGGAAAAGCUUGUAAAUAACGAGCAAAACUUCUCAGAUCUCUGGGCUUAAUGCCCCCAAACCCCUCCCUUAGAUACAGUACUCUCGCUUUAUCAGUGCUUGGUGUCAGGCACCAGUUUCUUUGCUUUGGGAGCUGGGUACUCUAAAACUUCUGGAUAACACUGAACAAUAGAAAUAUAUAAGAACCAAUCAGCCUCAGGUGUCACAAUCUGCUUGCCCAACUUAUUAAGAUUAUAUCUUAUCUUCUUAUAUUAGCCAUAGAAGAACAUGAAAGUGAAGUUCUCCAACUUGAAUGUAGCAUGGAAAGCUCUCUGCCAGGUGAACAAGAGCAAAGUCAUUCAGCAGGUACUGAUAUACCGGUAGUUGUUUAUGGUAGAUGGUAUUUAACAAUUAGUUCAUGCGUCAGCGUGCGUAUGUCGAGAUAUUGAGCACGCGGGAAGUUUGGAGAGCACGAAAGAGGCGUAAGAGUUGCACGAGGCGCAGCCGAGUGCAACUCUAGCCUCUUGAGUGCUCUCCAAACUUCCCAAGUGCUCAAUAUCUCGACAUACGCACAGCUGCAGCAUGAACUAAUUGUUUUAUAACAUUAUCAAAGCGAUCAAUGCAGCAGUUAACUGAAAAUUUUAUUAUUGAAGGGCGCGCUCAAAGCAGUACGCGUCAAUGUUUACGUGAAUAUAUCUUUUUUCCUCACAGUUAAUCUUAUGUUUUUAUCCUGAAACUGAGAGAAAGUGUACUCUAAAAUGAUUGUAAAAUCCAUAUUUAGGUGCCGGAAAACUAUUAAUUUACCGAAAAAUUGUUAUUGAGAGAAAACAACUUUGCAAAGAAUGAGCUCACGCCAUAGCCCGCACAGCUCGCGGAGAUGACAAAAACAACAACAACACUCACCUCUUUUCCUUACUAUCGGUUAACAAAUUCAAACGUUUCCUCUUAAAUUUCUUUACAAAACACAUGGUAAACGCUUCAUUGUCUAUUGCUGAGUUAUGGAUGCACUCAAGAGACUCAGGAUUGCUAAGCUCACAACAACUCGAGGAAUUACGAAUAGUUUAUUGACGUCAUCAGCGUGCUCAAUAGGAAUAUGAAGCACGCUCGCGCUAUUGAAUUUGAUUAGGCGAAUUUUCUAGCUAUGUUAUAAUUUAUUAUGAAGGUUAAUAAUAUACAUGAAAAAAUUUCUCUGUGAAUUUGAUUGGCAUAGAGCAGUGUACAUUUUAGUAAACACAAUGCAAAAACAAGGAAACAUAAUGCAAAAAGAAAGAAAUAUAAUGCAAAUUUAUCAGAGAAUGAAAAACUGUGAUUGGGCCAAUAAACAAUAGAAAUUUAUCAGAACUAAUUAAGUGCCACAAUUUGCUGGUGAGAAGCAUGUAUACUUUUAAAACUUCCCCCUUUUUGGUGUAAUUAAUUAUGCUCUGUUGUCUUACCUAAGUAAUCUUUCCUUUUUCUUGUAACACUUUUUUUCUCAAUAUUUUAUUUUAUGAAUUUACCUGAUUAUUUUUAUUUAUUUAUUCAUUGUGGGUUGUUUUUUUUUUUUCAUUUUUGUAACCAAGAUUUUGAAAUUAAUAAAGGUGUGGGUGGGCGUGUGUGUGUAACAAAUAAGAAUGUUAAAACUUUCAUAUAUAUAUUUUUACAUGGACUCAAAAGAGCAGCUAUAUAUAAUGAGUGAUUUUGUUACCUCUGCAUUCUAUCUAUGUUCCUGACACAUAAAAAUCGCCAAAGACAUAAAAUAAUUCAUGGAUAUAUCGAUCUGAGCGUGUGUAUUUGUAGAAAUAUCCCGUGACGUGUAAUUUCUGUGGCAGUUAUGGUUGUUGUUUAGUGAUGCAUAUUUGUUUUAGCCUUUGUUGACUUCUGCUUUAAAAUAGAAGAACUAUAUUUUAAUUUCAGUAUACUAUAAUACAGAGUUUUGGAGUGUGUCUUCAGAUUAACUGUCUGUGGCUGGUACAUAAAGGCCCAAACAUUUGCCAUUUUGGACUCAUUUUUUUUUAACAGGGACUCAUUGGUUCUGGACUGGGACUCAUGAUUUCUCACAAGAUGAGUCCCAGAAUUCAUCACAUUUAUUUGUAACAAAAACACUGUAUAAUUCAUUGAUUAGACCUUUUGUCAUGUAAUUCAAGUGUUGUUGUUGUGGUAAACAUGACAAGUCAUCAUGUCUGUACUUAAUUCUCCAUGACUGGAUUGUAGGAUUUUUGUUCUGUUUGUAUUUGAUCGUGCAUUAUUAUUAUGGGAAAACUUACCUUAGGGUUGCAUUACUUUGACUAGGACAAAGUUAAAAUACAUUGAAUUCUCAUAGAGAUAAUUAUUUUUUGGAUUAUAAUAAUGAGUUCAUUGGUUGGGUCACUCCCAUUAUAUUUGAUGACUGGUUUAUGAAAUAUCAGCACUUAGAAAAUGAUUGUCAAGGUUGUUGUAUUAUCCGAAGUUUCAAAAGUAGAAAUAUUGUGUAUUUUCUAUUUGAAAUCAGGUUUUGAGAACACUUCCACAGAUGCAGCUUUAUAAUAGUAAUUCUUGUACAGUUAUACAAGCAUGCAGUACUAGGGUGCGAAGAAAAGGAGGUCAGUUUUGUGCUUGUCCUUCGGGAAGGCUGUAGCUUGCAUCUGUUAGCCCAAGAAUCACAACUCUAUUAUCCAUCAGGCAAGAUAAAAAAUAGAAUCCAUUAGCCCCAUAGCUUAUAUGAAUUGUGUAGUUGGUUAAUACAAAUAAUUCAUUUACUAGGAGAAGAGUUGGAACAACACACUCCUGCAGUAGAAAAUGGCCCAAUUGAGGGAGCAAGCAAUGUGCAGGAAACACAGCAACCUCUUCCAGAAGUAAAUAAUAGUAGCCACUUAGAAGAUGACCGCCUAAUUGCUAGAGCAAGGGCAGUUGGUGUGGACUAUGAGUUUCCAAAGCCUGGUGAAGUGGAAACGCAGGAUGACAGAAGAUAA